AUGCCCGAGAUUGACCCUAAUUUCUUAUGCCACCGACCCGAGACGCUCGACCAGUUGCCCUACCUUUUUGCUUCGACGGCGUCGGAUAUGCCCGGGAUUGACCCCAAGUUCUUAUGCCACCGACUGGCCGUAUGCCGAGAUGCUCGACCGGUUGCCCAAAAGAAGAGAAAGAUGGGAGAAGAGAAGAGAAAAGCGGCGGAUGCGGAGGUCCAAAAACUGUUGCAAGCAAACUUCAUCCGAGAAAUCACAUACACCACCUGGCUAGCAAACGUUGUGUUAGUAAAAAAGUCGAAUGACAAGUGGAGAAUGUGUACCGACUACACAGACCUCAAUAAAGCCUGCCCGAAGGAUGCCUACCCACUCCCUUGCGUCGACCGACUCGUCGACGGCGCGUCGGGGCAUGCGGUGUUCAGUUUCCUGGACGCUUACUCCAGUUACAACCAAAUCAAAAUGUACCCGGCCGACGAAGAGAAGACGGCGUUCAUAACCGAGAGCGCCAAUUUCUGCUAUAAAGUAAUGCCGUUUGGACUGAAGAAUGCCGGAGCAACCUAUCAGAGGUUGAUGGACAAGGUGUUUCAGGGUCAGGUCGGCCGGAACAUCGAAAUAAAUGUGGAUGAUAUGGUGGUAAAGUCCAGUUCCCUGGCCGAACACCUAGCCGACCUAACCGAAAUAUUUUCCCAACUUCGUAGACACAACAUGAGGCUCAACCCCGAGAAGUGUACCUUCGGAGUCAAGGGAGGCAAAUUCCUGGGAUUCAUGCUAUCGGCGAGAGGCAUAGAAGCGAACCGAGACAAGUGCCAGGCCGUGUUAGACAUGCGAAGCUCGAGCAACCUCAAGGAGCUGCAGCGCCUCUCAGGAAGGUUGGCCGCCUUAUCCCGAUUCCUCCCACGGUUAGGCGACAAAAUCAGCCCGAUGACAAGGCUCUUGCGGAAGGCUGCUGCCUUCUCUUGGGACGAGCAAUGUGAAGCCACCUUCGCCACGUUAAAGACGACCUUGGCAACACCACCGAUCCUCACGAAGCCUGACCCUCUACGCCCAAUACUGGUAUACCUAUCUGUGUCGGACGAGGCAAUAAGCUCGGUGCUGAAAAAGGUCGCCCUCGGAUUGGUGCAUUCCUCGCGACGCCUACGACACUACUUUCAAAGCCACCAGGUAGUGGUGCACACCGACUGCCCGAUCUCAAAGGUCUUAGGCAAGCCCGAGCUCGCUGGGAGAAUGAUGGCCUGGUCAGUCGAGCUCUCACAGUUUGAUAUCGUGUACAAGCCUAGGGGACCGAUCAAAGCUCAGUGCCUAGCGGAUUUCGUAAACGAGCUGCACCCGCAUGGCCACUUUGAGGAGCAAUGGUGGACCCUCCAUGUAGACGGCUCAUCCAGUGGCAGAGGGAGCGGAGCAGGGGUCAUCUUGGAGGGACCGAAGGGUAUAACGCUGGAACAAUCCUUGCGUUUUCGCUUCAAGGCCUCAAAUAAUCAAGCAGAAUACGAAGCACUACUAGCAGGAUUGAGGUUGGCCGAGGACAUGGGAGCCUCGAGGAUCAAGUGUUUAACCGAUUCCAAGGUUGUAGCCGAGCAAGUGGGUGGUAACUUUCAGGUCAAAGAUCACAUGAUGAUGAGGUAUUAUCACGCCUACCAAAAGUUGAAGGCGAACUUUCAGGAGGUGUCGGUCGAGCACAUACCGCGUGAAGACAACACCCGCGCCGACCAAUUAGCCAGGUUGGCCGCGACCAAAAAGCCGGGCCAACUGAGAACGAUCAUUCAGCAAGAGAUAGACCACCCAAGUGCCGAAACGGAGAUAGAAAAUGUUGAGGCCGACCCCGCAGGGCAGAAAGGCCCACAAGAUUGGCGAGACCGAAUCAAGGCAUUUAUUGACAAGGGUACCGUUCCCGCCGACCCUACCGAGGCUAAGCGGUUGAGGGUUCAAGCUAGUAGGUACGUUGUCGUUGCGGGGCAGUUAUACAAGCGUGGUUUCUCCACACCUCUUCUCAAGUGCCUAGACUCCGCUGAAGCCGAUUACGUCAUAAGGGAAGUGCAUGAGGGAAUUUGCGGAAUGCACUCGGGGGCAAGGACAACUGUGUCGAGGUUACUGCGGGCGGGAUACUAUUGGCCGACCAUAACACCGAUUGUGCAGCUACAACACAAGGUCACAUCGGUCGAGCACCCGCAAACUAACGGUCAGGCCGAGUCGGCGAAUAAAGUCAUCCUGGCUGAAUUGAAGAAACGCCUCGGGAAAGCAAAAGGAGCAUGGGUCGAGCAGUUACCUGAAGUGCUAUGGGCCUACCGAUGCACGCCCCAAUCAACUACGCAGGAAACUCCGUUUCGCCUAGUCUAUGGGUCCGACGCGAUGAUCCCGGUAGAAAUCAGAGAAACCUCUUUCCACCGAGCCCAUUAUGACGAGUCGAACAAUGAGGCCGAGCUCCGCGCAAAUUUAGAUAUCGUAGGGGAAAUUCGCGACCGAGCGCUGGUGGUUGCUGAGGCCACCAAACAACGAUACAAAAGAAGGUUCGACAGCAAGGUGAAGCCUAGAGAGUUCCGAGGCGGAGAUUUGGUUUGGAGAACCACGGGCGAGGCGAGGAAGGAUGCGAGGCAAGGGAAGCUCGCCCCAAACUGGGACGGACCCUUCCAAGUCCGACACAACUUGAACAACGGUGCUUACAAGCUGGAGCACCUGUCAGGAGAACCAAUUCCGAGAACUUGGAACUCCUCCCACCUAAAGAUGUAUUACAGUUGA
This is a messenger RNA of Cajanus cajan (pigeon pea), 2724 nucleotides long. Lineage: Eukaryota; Viridiplantae; Streptophyta; Magnoliopsida; Fabales; Fabaceae. The record is from RefSeq and is a predicted model, not a curated record.